Necator americanus (New World hookworm) is the source of this 285-nucleotide messenger RNA. RefSeq lists its product as uncharacterized. Bases 1 to 285 code for a protein of 94 amino acids. The transcript has 2 exons. NCBI's taxonomy places the organism in Eukaryota, Metazoa, Nematoda, Chromadorea, Rhabditida, Ancylostomatidae. The record is from RefSeq and is a predicted model, not a curated record.
AUGGAGUGCGGUGGUGACCUUACAGUUGACGUAAGAAAACGAAUAAUUGAAACUCAUAACGAGCAUCGCAGGAAAGCUGAAAAGGGAGAAGUAGAGGGCAGCAAAGGGAAGUUGCCUGCAGCUAUGAAAUUACCUGACUUGGAAUAUGACUGCGGAUUGGAGCAGGAGGCUAGGAGGAGAUGCAAAGAUUUUAUAGACGUAAAUUUCCUUUAUGGAUUGGGAGCCAACGAUGACGUUGUCGUCGGGUACACGUUUCGUUUUCCAACGAAUGUUCGGUUUAUGUAA